AUGACAGCAAUAAAAUAUAUUAAUAAUGACAGAUGUGAGGGAAUGCGGCACAUGUCGGAGGCAGCGUUUUGGGGGCUGUGUCAAAAAGUGGGGACUUCACAACAGGUGGACAUUAGAAGGGAGACACAGGAUAUCAGAGAGAUGGUGGAGAAACUAAAAGAGACUAACAAUAAGGUCAUUACGAUGAUAAGCGGAAGUAGGAGAGAGGGAUUCAGACUGAAGGGAUCAGAUUUGGACAUUAUGUAUUGGCCAAACAACCACCGAGUGAUUAUGGACAUGUCUCAGUCUGAGUAUUACAACACAACCAAUACAACCUUGAUUCUCUCUGACAGUUCUGAGAGUCCACCAGGAUUCACUUUACUUCAGUUACUGACACCAACAACAAUAAGUGAGGUCCAAUCAUCAUGUGUCAGAAUGAAUGACAGAGUCUAUAUAUCUAGUUCUACAUACAGACAGUUAACUCGUUCUGAAAUAUUUCUUUAUUCUACUGUACAUGGACCCUGUGGUAGUGGUGUUAGAGCAGGAGUAGAAUAUGACACUGCCCACUGUUUUGUUUCUGAAUUUUGGCCUCUGUCUGCUUCCUCGUGGUUACAAAGAUGUCAGUCAUGGCCUCAUCCUGAAGUUGUUAAUGACAUUGUCAGAAAUGGAUGUCACUUUGUAGCAAUAGGACACCCAUUAGGGCCACAUGAACAUAAAGAAUGGAGACUUUCUUUUUCUCGGGCAGAAUAUAAACUUGUGAACUCAAUGAACCACUGUCAGUUUUUGACAUAUGGUUUGUUAAAGCUUUUUUUAAAAGAAGUUAUAGAUCAACAAUCAGAAGAAACCAACGAACUGUUGUGUUCCUAUCACAUGAAGACAACAGUUUUCUGGGCGAUUCAACAAAACACAUUACAUCACUGGUGUCCACAAAAUCUCCUGGUUGGUUUCUGGGUCUGCUUUAAACUCCUCCUUAAAUGGGUUUAUGAGGGAGUUUGUCCAAACCUUUUCAUUCCACAAAACAACAUGUUUCUAACAAAGGUGCAUGGCUCAGCACAAAACAGAUUGUUCCUACAGUUACAUGAAUUGUACAAGAAAGGUCUAGCUUGUCUGUUACAGAGUUCCUCUAUCAGGUCCUACAUUAUUGAUGUCCUUUGCAAUCCUAGACUUUCUAUUUGUACAGAUGAAAGUCUGAUGAAGUGCGAAGUUGAUUAUGAUGUAGAACUUGUCAAAGAGUCAUCUAAUGGUGUUUCAUGUAAAGAUGAUCUAUGUGACCUUGCCAAAGUCAUACACAUUAUUGGCCAGCUGGUAUGUUUACCCCUGACACAGAAUGAAAUUGUCAUGUUACAGAAAGUUACAUGCCUCCUCGUUCAGAACACUGCUUUUGUAUUACAUAACACUUAUAAUAACACAAGUGUUAAAGUAAAUAAACAAAUGUAUAUUGCUGAGAAAAUGUCCUGUCACAUGCUGAAAUUAGCAGCCAAGUUCGGUAUUGUUUCUGACAUGUUGUACAUUGCCAUGUAUUAUUACAAGACACUUAGAUACAGGGAAGCCCUAUCUGUUAUAGAGAUGACAAAGGUCAAGCUAGCACAGCCAUAUCUGAUGUAUAAUGGUCGUGUAGACAGAGAGAGGUAUACUGAGGCUGUAGGGGGACAUUCCUGGUCUACAAAGAUGAGACAGGCUGUAGCAGGGGAUAUCUUACUUAGCAAUCUAAUCUGUUACAUCAGUGAACUAAUACCAGAGCAACAGUCUGCCCUUCAGAGCAAAUGGCCUAUAUUAACUAUCCCAGUGUUUGUAAUGUUACACUUCCUAGAGUUCUUGUGUUACAGACACAUUAAUACAACAUUAUCACAAGCAGCUUUAGAUGAGCUACAGGUCCUAGUCCACCAUGAUCAGGGACUGUAUGUAGCUGAAAAUUACAGAGACAUCUCCUGGGAGAUCCUGGGGAUCUGUCAACAGAUCACAGGAAACCUCCAGGCUGCUCUAGACUCAUACCAACAGUCACUCACACAGUAUCCAUACCACAACAUACAAUCUGCUACAACCAGGAGAACUCGUGAUAUAGGAGGAGCAACCUCACAUUCACAAAUUUGAUACAUAUUUUUUGGAAAAUCAGUCUAAAAUGAAAAGUUAGGGAGUGAUAUAAAUGUAUAGAUUUUUUCACAGAUUAAAACAUAAUGCGAUCAUGGCAUUUCAAUGUAUCUGAAUUCCUGAAAAUAUAUGAAGAUCAUUUCUAAUUGUGAA
Magallana angulata is the source of this 2220-nucleotide messenger RNA. RefSeq lists its product as uncharacterized. Lineage: Eukaryota; Metazoa; Mollusca; Bivalvia; Ostreida; Ostreidae. The record is from RefSeq and is a predicted model, not a curated record. The transcript is spliced from 2 exons. The coding region runs from base 1 to 2070 and encodes 689 amino acids.